Ramularia collo-cygni is the source of this 1713-nucleotide messenger RNA. RefSeq names its product related to potential drug facilitator PEP5. NCBI's taxonomy places the organism in Eukaryota, Fungi, Ascomycota, Dothideomycetes, Mycosphaerellales, Mycosphaerellaceae. Gene Ontology annotation, molecular function: transmembrane transporter activity. The coding region runs from base 1 to 1713 and encodes 570 amino acids. Gene Ontology annotation, biological process: transmembrane transport. Gene Ontology annotation, cellular component: membrane. The transcript has 3 exons. The record is from RefSeq and is a predicted model, not a curated record.
AUGUCUUUUGAAGGUAAAGGACCAGAUCUGAUCCGCGUGAGUGCGAAGACUUGGAUUCUGGUUGGCGCAGUCAACUUUGCGUACGUCGCGAAUCUCACGGCGGUGGUGGCAUCUGGCUUCCUCGCAACACCGCUCGGAACACUCUUCGCGGACUCACAGAAUACGGUCUGGCUCGCGGUCUCCUUGAACAUCCUUACAUCAGCAUUCGGCCCACCGAUCAGCCAGAUUGCAGACCUGUGGGGACGCAAAUGGCCCCUGGUCACUGUCUUACUGAGCGGCGUCGUCGGCUCUGUGGUCGCCUCAAGAGCUCAGUCGCUCGACACAGUCAUUGCAGGAUUCUGCCUCAUCGGUGUGGCCACGAGCAGCCAGCCUCUGCUACACGCUGUCGUAUCCGAGGUCCUUCCGAGGGCUCAAAGACCUCUCGCUCAAGCUACUCUUCAUGCCACUUCCGGUUUGGCCGCGUUCAUUGGUAUUUGCAUGGGCGGUGCUCUGCUCCGAUACGACCAGCUGGAAAACUACAGAAUAUACAUGUAUGUUCUCGUUGGCCUCUUCUCUCUGGCUGUAGCGGGCGUGUCACUGGGCUACAAUCCACCCCGUCGGGAAUUGGAGAAGGCGAUGAGCACAAGAGAGAAGAUUCAAUCAAUUGACUGGAUAGGAUCCUCGCUUCUGACGCCUGGCUUGGUCCUCUUUUCACUCGCCCUUGGCUGGUCCAGAAACCCCUACCAAUGGUCAGACGCCCAUAUACUAGGCCCUUUCGUCACCGGAAUUGCAUGCUUGAUUGCAUUUGGCAUAUACGAAUGGCGAUUCACCGACAAAGGCCUCCUCCAUCACGGCCUGUUCAGAAUGGGGAGGAACUUCCCAUUCGUCUUGGCUGUUGUCUUUGCGGAAGGUGUAUCGUUCUUUGCUGCAAAUCAAUACUUCGCCUAUCAGGUUGGCAUGCUAUUGAGCUUCGACCUCCUGAUCGCAGGGCUCCAUUACGGAGUCAUGUUUCUCGCUGCCGUGAUAUUUUCAAUGUUCGGAGGAUGGUAUUCGGUCCGGACCAAAUCGGUGAAGAGCGUUGCCUGUCUGGGUAUGACGGGCAUGACAGUGUUCAUGGUAUGCAUGGCGGCUGUAUCACGAACUCAGACACCCGACGCGGCAUAUUGGAUCCUCGCCGUGGUCCUCGGAGCGGGCAUUGGUUUCAUUCUCCCCACAGCCAUGGUCAUCGCUCAGCUGAGCACGCCGCUUGAAUUAAUCGCGGAGACGUCGGCACUCGUGGUGUCCGCAAGGUCAAUGGGUGCCACGGUUGGCCUCGCCAUCAAUAGCGCUAUCUUCACCAGCAGCAUAUCGACAGAACUACCGAAGCGAGUCGCAGCCGCCGUUCUUCCUCUAGGACUUCCUCCAACCUCACUCGGAGGUCUGAUCGGCGCUCUGCAAUCCAGGAAUUCCGAGGCCAUUUUCGCCGUUCCAGGUGUGACCCCUGAGAUCGCCGGCGCUGCCGGGCAUGCAAUUUUGGAAUCGUUUGCCAUUAGUUUCAGAUGGGUGUGGGUCUCUGCCGCGUGCUUCUGCGCAGUUUCCACGAUAAUGACAUUCUUCUUGGUAAAUCCGACCGAGGAGUUCACCGCUCAUAUCGACGCCCCCGCAGAUGAAACAAUUGUUGCCGCUCAAGCCAAGGCGGAGGGUAUGCUCGGAGAGAGUGUAGCGAAGGCAGAGCAUGUAGAAAUCAAGCACUAG